Lathyrus oleraceus (garden pea) is the source of this 1102-nucleotide messenger RNA. RefSeq lists its product as uncharacterized. The record is from RefSeq and is a predicted model, not a curated record. Bases 142 to 819 code for a protein of 225 amino acids. The transcript has 6 exons. NCBI's taxonomy places the organism in Eukaryota, Viridiplantae, Streptophyta, Magnoliopsida, Fabales, Fabaceae.
AAUACUCCUACUAGAUAGAACCUAAAGAAUAUUAAAGUUUUUAGUUAAUUAAAAGAAAAGGAAGUAUUUAAUAUAGUUGUAGUGAACUAAAUUACUAAUAGAAGAGGAGAAAGGGAAAGAGAGAAAUAACUGAAAUCAAGAAUGUCUUUGGCAUUAAAAAACAGAUAUUGGAUUCUGAGGCAUGGCAAAAGCAUUCCCAAUGAGAGAGGCAUCGUUGUUUCCUCCAUCGAAAAUGGCACACGCCCUGAAUUUCAGUUAGCCCCCGACGGAGUUAAUCAAGCACAAAUCGCCGGAAUUUCCUUUAAAAAGGAACUACAGGCUAAUAAUAUAGCUCUGGCUAAUGUGCGCAUUUGUUAUUCCCCUUUUUCAAGAACAACUCACACUGCAAAAUUUGUUGCAACUGAAUUGAACAUUCCUUUUGAUGGCUCCCAGUGUAAGGUGAUCGAUGAUCUUCGAGAGCGGUAUUUUGGUCCUUCCUUUGAGCUUUUGUCUCAUGAUAAAUAUGCAGAGAUUUGGGAAUUAGAUGCGAAAGAUCCUUUUGUUGGACCGGAAGGAGGAGAAAGUGUUAAAGAUGUUGCCGGUAGACUUGCAAAAACAAUGGCCGUAAUUGAAUCAGAAUUUGAAGGAUGUGCAAUUCUGGUUGUAAGCCAUGGGGAUCCUCUUCAAAUCUUGCAAACAGUUAUGCAUGCAGCUAAUAAACAUAAGGAACCGACUUCUGAUGACUUAGCUUCAAUAUUAGCGGCAGUUCAGGUGGCACCAAUCUUGUCCCAGCACCGCCAAUAUGCACUGAAUACCGGAGAGCUCAGGAGAGUCAUUUGAAAGAUGCACCAAUCUUGUCGACAUGGUGUUACAAUUUUCUUGCUUAGUUCUUGUAAUUUUUAGUCUUGGGAGGCAAGUCCUUCAUGAGAUUUGAGUUUGGGACCAGAUCUACAAACUAGAGCACGGUAAAGAAGAAAUCCAUCUGUUUUAUCAGCUUUGUGGUGUUACAAUGUCUGAGAUUUUAGAAGCACUUGUGUUAUCAGCUUUUCAUUGAUUUGUUUGAAAAUCACUCAAUUGUCUUCAUUGCUUUAUGAGUUGAGUAUUUGCCAUUUGUCGAUGUUAA